This is a messenger RNA of Anneissia japonica, 7487 nucleotides long. RefSeq lists its product as uncharacterized. Lineage: Eukaryota; Metazoa; Echinodermata; Crinoidea; Comatulida; Comatulidae. Gene Ontology annotation, cellular component: membrane. The record is from RefSeq and is a predicted model, not a curated record. The transcript is spliced from 3 exons. Bases 1166 to 3895 code for a protein of 909 amino acids. Gene Ontology annotation, molecular function: G protein-coupled receptor activity. Gene Ontology annotation, biological process: cell surface receptor signaling pathway; G protein-coupled receptor signaling pathway.
UUACAGAUAUCCUGAAUACGACUGAAGCAACUCAAUCGAAGACAUACGAAAGUGUUCUUUUCAGCAUUAAGCAUUUAAUAUAUCAUUAGACGUUAGUUACGAAAAGCUAAACUCUUUUAAGUGGUAAGUUAUAAAACUUUGCACUGCAAUUUCAUCAAUAUAAAAUUCGAUUUGCCAGAGCGAAGAACGUGCAAGGUCGAUACACAAUUAAAGAAAAUCAAAUUACAAUCUAGACACGCAGCUCCUUAGAGGUAAAAUAAAAAAAAUUGGUAAAACUAACACGAAUUUUAUUAUCAGUAAACAAUUCGACCGUGUUAGCUUACGUAAUUAGACAUUCGGUCCAUUAAUGACCCCAUUAUUAUACAUAAUUAUGUUCGAUCUAAUUUCUGCUUUUUCUUUUAUUCUGUACCAUCUGUGUUUAGCUGAACAAAUUGAGCUAUUAAUUGCACAUUACAAUCGCUUUCUAUGUAUAGGCCUAUUUAGAAGAUGAACAUGUAAUAAUAUUUACAAUAGAUACACAUGGAAUAAUAACGUACUACAAUAAUUAUAAUAACAUAAGUCUGCUUGAUACAACUAUACACAUGUAAUAAUAUUAUUGCGCCUAUUUUGUGUACCUUUGUUCAUUUUUUGUACAGUAUCUUUUCGUAUUUUAAAUAUUGUAUAUAGAAUAUGUGAUUUAUUCUUGAUGUUUUUCAUCAAUUGUAAAUUUAAAAAUGAUUACUUUGUUGCAAAUAAAUAAGGAGAUUAGAUGAAAUAAUUGUGUUGUCGCCAUCGACAUUCGGAAAAAUCCGGAAAAACAUUGGGCCGUAGCCUACGGUCUUACGACCGUCGGUCGACGGACUCAUCUCUGCUCCCCGUGAGCGCUUGUCGACGAAAACGCCAUCUGCAGCUGAUUGUAGGUGACAGUCUAACAAUCUAUUCUCUUUGUUCAUUAAUAUUUUUGUUUGAUUGUUUUGUUUUUGUUUUUUUUUAAAUUAUGAUUGUUUUUGUAAUGUAUUUUUCUUGUUCAUCAUCAUUUGCUAAAUUAUACAAUCAUUUUAAAUGAGUAAUCUAUUGUUUUAAUCGUAUUUUUAGAGUGAUUUCCCGAUUUUGUUGUAUAUUUUUUGGCUUAUGAGGAAUUUGCUUAAAGAAAAUCGCGUUUUUUAUAUUGUUGUAGUUUGGAAAUAUGUCACCAGCAAAGACAUGGACUGUGGCCCUAAUUCUAAUACUAAAUAUUAAGAUUGGGUCAGGCCAGUCGACAAGGCCAGAUCAAACUAAAUCAGUGUAUGGUAUCGAUGUUGCCAUAUGUUCUUCAACACAUCAAUGUCAGUUAAAGAACCGAUGUGGAAUGCCUCCACAAGAUGGGGAUACAUGUGGAUGUGAUGCUGCGUGUGAAUACUAUGGAGAUUGUUGCUAUGACUACUCGUCUGCGUGUAAUUCUUCUGAAUUAAUUCCUUCAACGGAAUAUUCAAGUCAGCUACAAUGUGUGACAAGGGAUUCAAUUUUUUCUGAUGGAUUUUACACAAUAGGACUGUGCAGAGACGACAGUAACGUUGAUAUCGAAACAAUCAGUAAAUGUGAAAAACCUGCUCUAAAUGACAUUCUCUUGACAAUCAUUGUAUCAGAUGCAGACGAUAACAUCUACAAGAAUGUGUAUUGUGCUCUAUGCAACGGUGUGCCAAUAUCUGAGCUGACUGCGUGGGAGAUUACUUUCACAUGUCGUGAUGAAGGUCAUCGUGAAGAACUUCACGAAAGAAUCGAAACAGUUUACGAACCUGGAGCUACUAAUCCACCACCAGUAACAACUAAACCACCUUCUCUUAUACACAAACAAUUAGGCAAUGCUUUAGCCUGUGAUAAUUUUCAUUUUGGACCACCACAAGGUAAACCGGAUUUAAGGAGAAAUUGCAAUUCAAAAGCAAAACUAGAAUGUGAUGAAACCUACUCUAAUGAAAGAGUGGUUCAUGCUUGUAGAACAAAGUACAAGGGUAUUGUUUAUGGUAAAAGAGGUGUCUAUAUGAACCCACAUUGCGCAGUUUGUAACAAUGAUUACUUCUAUAUAUGUUAUAACAAGACUAAUUCAGUUAAGGAUGAUUUCAGGGUAACACCAUUGACAAUGAUAGUUGACUUUUCAUUGGAAAGUAGUGUUAGUGUUCGUUCGCCUUACGAAACUUACGUCAUCACUGAAGGGGUCAGCUGUGCUGCUGGUGAAGUUUAUGAUCCAUUUACCGAAAAGUGUCUUCAAGUAAAGUGUAAAAGUGGAUUUACACUCCGUGGAUUCAACUGCGUUGCAGCUGUAACAUCAUCCAAUUGCGGUGGCGCUGCCAUGCAGGUACCAAACAAACUAUUUUGUCUAUGUAAAUUGCAGGAACAAUCAAUGCAUAUUGAAUAUCAAUAUGUAAGUGUUGAGGAUAAUUUUAAAUCUGUAGAUAUAUUUACAGAAGGUCUUAUUUCCUUUGGUGUCAACUACUCGAAGAAGACUUUAAAAUAUACAAAUAUGACAAAUAUAAGAAUUUUAAUAACAACAAUAGAUUGUCAGUUAGCGCAAGAUAUAUCUGAUUUAGCGAUUAGUGUAUUCAACAAAACUAUUGAUACAGAAUUAAGCGUUGUGACCCUCAAACAAAACUGCUCAACGAACGCAACACCAACUAAGCUACUCUGUGACUAUGACAGGUUUCUGCUUACAGAUGAAGUAUCUGUAAAUUUCGAAAAUACAACACGAACAGUAAGUAACGGCAACUUUUCUACGCUGGUUCCUAAUGAAGGAUAUAUUUUGGAGAUCGUCCAUCAGGUUGCCAAUGAGUCAUCUAUUUGCAGUAGUUUCUCUAUAUCGACAUGCAAAGUUUGUCAGCAGCUUCAACUGGAUGAAUCUUUGUUCCUACAUCAAAGUAAUGGCACUCUAGUUCACGAAUGGUCAGGAACAGUUUUUGAAGAAAAUGAAUUUGUUUUAUCAAAUUACUCAAACGCCAGCACCGUUGUUGUGUGUUCUUUUCUAAAUCAGACUGGAUUUAAAAUCGUACAAACCCAAUUCUUUAAUUAUGAUGGUGCCCUACUAAUCAUCAGUGUCGUUGGCACAAUUCUCUCACUAAUUGGUCUUCUCAUUACGAUAAUUCUACGUGUUAUCUUUGAAAAGCUAAGAACACUUUCUGGAAAGAUCAUCUUAAAUAUUUCCAUCUCUUUGUUCUUUGCUUUGCUGUUGACUUUAGUUCAAGGAUAUUUUACUGAAUGGAAAAGAUUUUGUGAAAUAGUCGCCGCCAUCCUGCAUUAUUUGUGGCUUGUAUGCUUUUUAUGGAUGAAUGCAAUGGCAUUUGAAUUUUUUCGAACUUUCCGGGUUUUCAGAGCUUCGCCCAGAAGUGAGAACUCUCAGAAAAAGACAUUUGUCACAUACUUUAUAUACAGUUGGGGAGUUCCUGCAGCAUAUGUUGGAAUUAUUGUGGGCAUGACAUUUUGUGAAUGCACAAGUUUAAACCUGAUGUACGGCGAUGAUUCUGUUUGUUGGAUUCGAGAUGAAGUUGCAUCAUUCUUUGUGUUUGGUAUUCCAUUAGCAGUGAUUCUUCUACCAAAUCUCAUACUAUUCGUGGCAACAAUUAGAGGCAUUCAUGAGGCUAGGAGAUCUACUGCCAUUGUGAGUGAUAAGACCCAAUAUAAGCAGCUAACAGAGGAAAUGGUCAUCUAUAUACGGAUUUCAACAGUGAUGGGAUUAUCCUGGGCGUUUGGUUUUCUCGCGUCGUUUAUCGAUCACGUGAUAUUGUGGUAUCUCUUCACAAUUCUGAAUUCCCUUCAAGGGGUUUUCAUCUUCUUAGCAUUCAAUAUCACACAUUCAAUAAGGAAAAUACCAACAUCUGGAAAGCAGAAACAAACGUCUUUGACAUCAAGAACCAGAGAUACUUCAUUAUCAACUCCUACAAGCAACUGAGUGUUGUAGAUGGAAACAAGAUGACCAGGGAAGAUUCUACUCUUCUUGUUGUCAAGUGCAGCAUUGCCACCCAACUUCAAGAUUUCAGCAGUCAAGUACCGUACUCGAGUACAGCAGCCAUGUAGACUGGGGCACCAACAUCGACCCAAAAUGCAUAGUUACCCUUUCGCAAGAAUCUGUGAACACGACCAAAAGGGGACUGAAGUCAAGCACGACUUGAUUGGCUCUUGGCCUUUCCAUUAGCUUUUCCUCCUCUACCACGUCCACACAUAAUUAUUUUCUUAUAAUUCUCAUCAAGAAAAAAGAAUCAAUCAAGGAACAGAGAGAACCUAGACUUGUCCACAGGACAAGGAAGACAAAGAGGGAGAUUCGCAAAAAACAGGGUUACAAAACGGACAGGAGAAAAUGUAUAAAAAUAAAUAUAAGUGAAAGUUACUCGAAAAGUAAACCUACAUAAUAGAAUUUAAAAGUUUAAAAUUAAAAAAAAUAUAUUUCAUUAAUUUUCUUGUAAUUAUUUUAUAUAUUUAUUAUAUAGGCCUAUAAACUAUGUAUUUUUUAUAUUAUAUAUAUAUAUUAUUAUUAUUAUUAUUAUAUUUAUAUUAUUCAGGUGAAAAUUUAUUUUAUUCAGUUUGAAUAAAAAUUUACAGAUUAAGGGGUAAGGAAAGGCGGAUCAGUCUAUGUGGGUUCAUUUGUGGCACAGAAAAUACUAAACGACGAUAUAAGGGAGAGUUUCGAAGUAUUGUUGCUAAAGAUUUUGAAACCGGUUUGUAGACAAAUUUAUGAAGAAGCUUAAGACGCUGGGCGUUAUCGUCAAAGAUAAACCCAUGUGAUCCAAUUUCAAGAGCACUUUGUAUCCAGAGCCAAGAAUGUCCGAAACUAGAGAGGCAUACUUAUUGCAUUUGUAGGAAUGGGCCUUUUCAAUGCCAAUUUAAAAUGGCACAGUUCGAAUAUGAUGAUUUUUUUUUCCAGCAAAAUAUACAUAAAUCGGGGAUUAGGUUAGUGGGAGAGCAUUCCAGAUGGAUCAGUCUGGUGUGUGGGAAAUCCUGCGCUCUUGGUGAGAUCAGAAAAAAAAUUGAGCCCAAUGUGUGGCAGCAUUGAUAAGCUUCUAUCAUUCCGACCAAUCACAAAACAGUACUAUUCUCCAUACAAAACUGCAGGUAUUAAACAAGUAUUGAAUUUUUGGUCCUCUUUACAAUUGAACAAAAAAAAAAUUUUUUCUGCAUUUCAUUUGAAUGUAGGACUAAAACCACCCUAGACAAUAACCACCCGGACAAAAACCACCCACAAUGAACUAUAACAUUAUACAUGUUAAAGUGGGGUUGGUAGUGGGAUGGACAAUGUUGGGCGGGCUUGUUUUUAUCUUGCUCUACCAUAGAAGUAUUUAACACUUUGUUAUACAUUACAUAUAUUAUACGACUUUAAUUCAUAAAUGUAGUAUUUAAGUUUUAAAAAUAAAAUUAAUGUAAGGCCUAUGUGACAUUUUGUAAUAAUUUUCGCACUUUGUAGGCCUAAUACCUAUCGCACUUUGUAAAAAACUUGUCCUUUUGUUGCCUUUUGUAACAACGGAGAAGCCGCGCUUUUAACAUUUUAAGCAUUUGGUUUCUUAUAGCUUCCACAAAUUUCUUAACAAAGUAUGGCUAUUUUAUAAUUUUAUUACAAAGUGCGACAGCCUUUGUUAUUUGUUUAAUUUGUUGUAUAGAAUUCGCCAAAUACAAGAAAAUAAGCCACUCUAAAUAUAGGCUAUAACAUAAGAGUGACAAAUCAAUUGUUGCUUUUGUUGAUUAUUACAAUGUGCGAAAAUUAAAUUUCUACAAAAUGCGACAGUACACACGUACAGAUUAUUUCUCACAAUCAAAAUUUGACAAGAAUCUGAAUUAAUUUAUGGAAGUGUAAAGUUGUUUUGUACCUACAAAAAACAACAUACAAUCAGCCCUGUAGAGACGAAUUGUAAUUUGGUACGCAGUGUCAAGUUUUGUGCGCCAAAGAAGGAGGAAGCUGACUUUGUAUCAGUUACUAGAGCCAAGCUUUCUUUUACGAGAUUUUCUUCAAAAGGAAAACGUUGAUAAUCAUAACGAAAUUUACUGCAAUAUUUUUAGAAAUUGUUUCAUUUGUGUAUGUUGAUUAAUGUAUUAGUUUAUUAUUUAUAAGCACAAAAUAAAGAAAGCUUAUAAUAAUUUGCAAAAUCUGUUUUGUGAACAGUAAACAAGCCUAGGAUCAGUUUAUUAUUAUUAUUGUUAAUAUUAUUAUUAUUAUUAUUAUUAUUAUUAUUAUUAUUAUUAUAUGCUUUUCAAAAAAAAAGACAGAAAAUUAAAAUAAAAAUAUGAUUACUAUAGUUUCUACUGGUACUAUAUAUUUGAUUUCACUGUUUAUAUUUAUUUAUAAAUAUUGUCAUUAUUUCGGAUAACAUAAAACAAGGGGAAUUCUUAUGUACUAAUGUAUUUUACACACGGUUUGUGACAUGACUGAUGUCCCCUGUGCUUGCUAUUUAAUCUUGAGAACAGAUAAUUACAUCAAUUUAUAAUUUCUGAAAAUGUUUGUUACAUUAACGAAUGACGAUUGUAUUGAUAGAGUUGCAUAAAUAAUAUGUAAUUGUAAUAAAUAUAUUCCAUUUUAAUCAGCAAUUAAAUUUUCACUUAGUACACAUUUUACUUCACUUAUGCAAUUCUGAAUUUUCCAUAAUAUAUAUACAGUACUUACAGGCCUAUGUUUUUCUAUUAUCGAUUGGUAAAUUUACUCCUUGUUUUUUUUUUUUCUUUUUUAUCAAAUGUUUAUAUUGUUCAUUAUUGAGUUAUGAUAGAAGCAGAAUUGUUUGAUGAUUUACUAUUAACUGUAUAUGUAGAUUAUUCUUUUUUGAAGAUGACAGAUAAACACUAUGUAAUAUUAAUAAUUAAAUUUCUUUUUAAUCAGCAGUUUUUUUUACUUAGUACAAGUUUUACAUCACUUAGUGCAAUUCCUAAUUUUCCAAAUGGUUUGCACAAAUUAUUUAAGAUGUUUAUACAGUAGUUGUAUAUGUGUCUAUUACUGACUGUUGAAUUAAUUCCUGUUGGUUUCUUUUUUUUUUUACAUGUUUAUAUUGUUAAUUAUGAAUUAUAAGUUUAGAAGAAUAAUUGCUUAAUUAUUUACUGUAUACUUUGUAUGUUCAGUAAUGUGUGUAUAUUUUACAUAGUUUAUCAUAUCAUACUGGAGCAGCAUGAUUUGUAUAUUAAUAAUCAUUGUUAAUAAUAUCCUAAUGCAAAUAAUGGGCCAAAUCUAUGGAGCGCCUACAGUGCCUUCGUCAGUGCGUAUAGCAUUCUGCUGCCCAUUAACCGUUCGGCGAUAUAUUGCAUUCAGCGCAUUUGGCAUAAUGCGGCAGCGAAUGUUCAUUCGGCGGCGACUAUACUCGCCACUUAAAAAGGACUUCAGCAGUGUCGUUCGAAAGCUUUGGUUCUUUUUCUGGCUGUUUAUUUAUAAAGUUUACAUUUUAGCUGUUGCUUAUCAAAUUUGUAUCUUAUUGAUAUCCAACCAUUGUUUUCUAUACUAUUGUUGUUUUUCAGUAUUUGCCAUUGCCUAAUGUAUAAAUUGUAAACUACAUAAAUUAUAUAUACUGUGUAUG